Conger conger (European conger) is the source of this 2634-nucleotide messenger RNA. Its product is annotated as GTPase IMAP family member 8-like. Gene Ontology annotation, molecular function: GTP binding. The coding region runs from base 92 to 1564 and encodes 490 amino acids. Lineage: Eukaryota; Metazoa; Chordata; Actinopteri; Anguilliformes; Congridae. The transcript is spliced from 3 exons. The record is from RefSeq and is a predicted model, not a curated record.
GUUGUGUUUGUCCUCAGAACAGACUCUUCAUUGCUCAGGAAAGAACACCUGGUCCUGUAGAACCAAGGGAUGUACAUUGUGAGGAGAGGAAAUGGCAUCUUGCAAACCCAAUAUGGAGUCUGAUAAGGGAUUCCUAAUGCCAUAUGAAGAUGAAGAAUCUGAAUGCUGUCAGGCACAAAGCCAGUCAGCAUUAAGGAUUGUACUUCUGGGGGUGAGAUGGGCAGGGAAAAGUUCAGCUGGAAACAUAAUUUUGGGCAGGGAAGAGUUUGACUCCAGGGUAGGGACUGUCCAUUGUGUGAAGAGACAGGGAGAAACAGCUGGAAGGCAGCUUGUUGUGGUAGACACAUCAGGUUGGGUGUGGCAUUCAGCCCAAGAUGCUACAAUAAGAGUUGAACAGGAAAUAGCAUGCAGUGUGUCACUAUGCCACCCAGGACCCCAUGCUAUCCUUCUAGUUAUUCCCAUGGGAUCACCAGGGAAAAGGUACAAGAAAGCUGUGAGGAAACACUUAGAGCUUCUUAGUGAGACGGUCUGGAACCAUACUAUAGUGCUGUUCACCAAGGGAGACACAACAGACCUGAACAUUGAGAAAGGGGGGAAGAGACUCCAGUUGCUUUUAGAAAAGUGUGGGAACAGGUAUCACAUUUUGGACAAUAAGAGCAAGGACAACUGCACUCAGGUUACUGAACUGCUGGAGAAGAUUGAGGAAAUGGUGGGCAAAAAUGGAGAUGGGUAUUAUGAAAUUCAGAAUAAGGGGACAGAAAGGUCUGUAAAGAGGAGGGGGAAAGUGGAGUGGAAGGUGUGGCGACACCGUGGGAAACCACAGCAAAUCAGUCAGGAUAAAGACACUCAGACUGAAGCUGAACAGUUCAGAGCAUCUGCCAUGCUCCCAAGUGAGAAGAUCCCAAUAAAUAAUCUGCCAGAGGUCAGAAUAGUCUUGCUGGGUGAGAGAGGGGCUGGAAAGAGCACUAUAGCAAACAUCAUUCUGGGAAGAGAGCUCUUUAACACUGAGAGAGUGACUGGGGAGUGUCAAAAGAAAACAGGUCAGGUAGCUGGACAAGAGAUCACCGUGGUAGAUACUCCAGGUUGGAAUGGAGUUUCAGAGCAUGAGACAUUAGAUUGGGUGAAAGAGGAAAUUGUGCAGAGUGUUAAUUUGUGCCCUCCUGGACCCCAUGCUUUGCUCCUGGUAAUUCCAGUGGGUUCAUCUAUGAACAGAAAAACAACUGUGAAGAAACACCUGGAACUUCUUAGUGGGAGAGUCUGGAGACACACGAUAGUGCUGUUUUCUAGAACCAAAGAACUAGGAGAAAUGUCAAUUUCACAGCACAUUGAGAGAGAUAAAGACCUUCAGUGGAUUGUUGAGAAAUGUGGGAACAGAUAUCAUGUUAUUAAUGACUUGAUUUUGUGUGAUGGCACUCAGGUUACACAAUUAUUAACAGAGAUAGAGGAGAUGGUGGAAGGAAAUGGUGGCUGGCAUUUCUCACUUAGAAUGUAUCUGGAGCUGGAAAAACAGAUAAUCCAUUGUCACAAGAAAAGAGAGAAAAAACUAAAACAUAUGAAAUAUUAGGAUGAAUGGAGCAAGAAAGAGAAGACGCUGGUUGAAGGAACAUGAAAGGCAAUAUACCCAGAGGAAAAAAACAAGUAAUCUCAAUAGUAGUCAAGUUUAGCUAAUUUCAUAGAAUAUCAUUGAUAUAUAUAACUCAUGACUGCAAUGGAAAGUACGGCUAUAUUAGGUGAAAAUGUGAGGUGAUUCGAUAUUUAUCAAAUACAGUAUGUAUAAGAAUUUGGUGUAUUUUCAUUUCAAACUACAAUAGGUAAUUUCGGACUUAUAACAGUUAAGAAAGGAACUGCAGCAACAAACACCCUCAAACCACAACACAGUUUAUCCGUCCCCCUUCUCUGUGAACGCGCUCAUGUUGAAACCCCCCCUACACCAUUGGCUGUGGCAAUUCAUUUUCAACCAAUGAGCUUGAAUUAUUGUACAGCUAUACAGUGUUUUGGUACAAGUGUCGGUCCGUCAACUGUAUAUUUUGGAACCCGAUUUAAAGGACUAUAAACACAGGCAGAGGGUCAGUCAACAUGUCAGCGAGCCUUUUUCAGUGAUAGGAAGGGAUUUACAAUGGUUUUGCAACAAUGUUUUAACACAAAAAUCUUACCUAUUGUACCUUUAAAUUGUAUAUUAGGCAGCAGUGUACUCUGCUUCAUAAAGAAGAUAUAAUUUCUGAAAAUAGUGCUGGAAUCUAUUUAUCACAUUAAUUUGUAAACUGCUUUUUCAUUAGAUAGUAGACAUGGGGUCAAGAUUAUAUGUAGUGGAUUGCAGACCAGACCACCAUUGGCUACAAGGCCGUAUAAGAAUGUACCUGAAAUCAGUGAUUAUGGAGAACAAUUGAGUUAAUAGCCUGCAUGUACAUUUUUUUUUUUUUUUUUUUUUUUUUGUCCCCGGUAUCUUGGGCAAGCAGUAUGAUUGAUCUGGGUGCCGUGUGUUUUGGGGCCAGUUUGAUCUAUAACAGGGGAGUAUUGGUACCCUUGUAUUCUUCCAGAGGUGUCAGAUGUUCCCCCUGUUGCUUAUUUCAUACUUUAUUUAGGCAUAUGGGGAUGGGAUAUGAGAUGGGGGGGGGUCUUCGUCUUCUUCCCUGA